Messenger RNA from Trichogramma pretiosum, 1010 nucleotides. RefSeq names its product arginine-hydroxylase NDUFAF5, mitochondrial. The record is from RefSeq and is a predicted model, not a curated record. Lineage: Eukaryota; Metazoa; Arthropoda; Insecta; Hymenoptera; Trichogrammatidae. Gene Ontology annotation, biological process: mitochondrial respiratory chain complex I assembly. Bases 1 to 942 code for a protein of 313 amino acids. Gene Ontology annotation, cellular component: mitochondrion. The transcript is spliced from 4 exons.
AUGGAUAUUUUUGAUAGAAAAACGAAGCUAUUACAACGAGAACGAGCAGCAUUAGCAACUGAUGCCGAUGUUUACGAUUACAUCAAAGAUGAAAUUGGUUUCAGAUUAUCAGAUAGAGUAUUUGAUGUUAAACGAAAGUUUAAAAAAGCUUUAGAUUUGGGUUGUGGUCGUGGACACUUAUCAAAACAUAUUUUAAAAGAAUCUGUAGAAGAGCUUAUAUUAGCAGAUUUCAGCCCUAGUUGGCUAAAACAAGCUAAAACAAAUGAAGGUAUAAAAGUUGAAAAAAAAGUACUUGAUGAAGAACAUUUUGUUUUAGAAUCAAAUAGCAUUGACUUUGUUGUUAGUUGUUUAAGCUUACAUUGGGUUAAUGACCUUCCUGGUAGUUUAAAGUGCAUAUUAAAUUGUUUAAAAAAAGAUGGAGUUUUUAUGGCUGCAAUAUUUGGAGGAGAUACUCUGUAUGAGCUGCGUGGAUCAAUGCAGUUAGGAGAAGUAGAAAGAGAUGGUGGAAUAGCACCACAUAUUUCCCCAUUUACUGAAAUCCGGGAUAUAGGUAGCCUAAUGACCCAAGCAGGAUUUACAAUGAUGACAAUAGAUACAGAUGAAUUAGUCAUUGGAUACCCAUCAAUGUUUGAGCUUCUAUGGGAUUUAAAAGGAAUGGGUGAAAGUAAUGCUGUUAAAAACAGAAAGUUACACAUGAAUAAAAAUACCUUAUUUGCUGCAUCAGCAAUUUAUGAUGAAUUAUAUGGUAAGGUUGAUAAAGUUGGAAAAAAAUAUAUACCUGCUACCUUUCAAAUAAUAUACAUGAUUGGAUGGAAACCUGAUGAAUCACAACCAAAAUCUCUAAGACCAGGAUCUGGGCAAAUAUCGCUUAAAGAUCUCAAUAGGAUUGAUGAAAUAAUAAAAGAAAAAACUAAGACAAAAUUAUCUAAAAAUGAAGAAUGAGUAGGUGUACUGUUGGACAACGAACUACAAAGUUGAACGAACGCCGUCUGCUGUGCUGUGUGUACGAA